AUGGCUCAAACACGUGUCUUGAUAAAAUAUGGUCCAUAUCAAAGUUUCAACGGUGUUCAACAUAAACCAGAUCGUAUUAAGGGUCUAGAGCUUUAUUUAACAAAUCUUGGUUACGCUGUUACUACCCAAAUGAUUCCGAUUCGAAAUGUUUGCGAAGUUCACGCUUAUGAUAUGAAAGUUUACGAAUGUGACAUUCGUGAUCUACAAUUCAGUGGAGAUGGAGAUUUAGAUAGUUUAUGUCAUGAGGCACAUCGGCAAAUAACUUCUGUGACAACAUCAUAA
Molecule: messenger RNA, 282 nt
Organism: Adineta ricciae
Lineage: Eukaryota; Metazoa; Rotifera; Eurotatoria; Adinetida; Adinetidae
Source: the annotation of a GenBank genome assembly